AUUUUUUGCAUUGAAAUAACACUGAAAAAGAGGGGGUCAUCUUAUAUUUGCGGUCUAGACAUUAUACCCAUUCACGACGCUAGAUGGCGCCAGAUAUCAUUGAAGCGAUGUUCUGUCAUGACAGAUCUCAGCUACUCUGAAGUUUAACCAGUUUGCAUUAUUUUAUUGCAAUGUUUUUCCUUAUUCAGAUUUGUUUCAAGACUACAGUUACAGUUAGACUUCACUUUGAUGGUUAAUGCAGUUAUUGCAAUUUUGUUGUUUUAUCACAAUAGAUUGGUUUAUUUACAUUUCAAAAACCAGAAGCCAUUCAUUUACGAAUGUGAUUGCAUUUUGGUUUACAUUAGGGCUGUCAAACGAUUACAAUUUUUAAUCGAGUUAAUUACAGCUUAAAUAUUGAUUAAUCGUAAUUAAUCGCAAUUAAUCGCAAUUCAAACCAUCUAUAAAAUAUGCCAUAUUUUUCUGUAAAUUAUUGUUGGAAUGGAAAGAUAAGACACAAGAUAUACAUUCAACAUACGGUACCUAAGGACUGUAUUUGUUUAUUAUAACAAUAAAUCAACAAGAUGGCAUUAACAUUAUUAACAUUCUGUUAAAGCGAUCCAUGGAUAGAAAGGCUUGUAGUUCAUAAAAGAUAAAUGUUAGUACAAGUUAUAGAAAUUUUAUAUUAAAACCCCUCUUAAUGUUUUCGUUUUAAUAAAAUUUGUAAAAUUUUCAAUCAAAAAAUAAACUAGUAGCCCGCCAUUGUUGAUGUCAAUAAUUACUUACACAAUGCUCAUGGGUGCUGAAGCCUAUAAAAUCAGUCGCACCCAAGCACCAGCAGAGGGCGGCAAAACUGCAUAAAACACAACAAGUGAGCGUUUCACUAUACUGUCAUUUAAAUCUCUCUGAGUGGGGCAUCUGCGUUAAUUGCGUCAAAUAUUUUAACGUGAUUAAUUUAAAAAAAAUAAUUAACACCCGUUAACACGAUAAUUUUGACAGCCCUAGUUUACAUAUUUAAAUGUUCAGAUAUUAAGAUUUGAAUGAGGCAAAAUAACAUGGUUUUUCUCUCAAAUAUAUUGUUAUAAUCAUUUGUUUCGGAUGUACUGUAAUUAUUUUCUGUAUAAAAAAUCAUUAGGUGUUCAAAAAGUCUUUUUUCCAACUUGAGUCUUGAAAAAGAGGGGGUCGUCUUAUAAUCAGGGCCGUCUUAUAUUCGGGCCAAUACAGUACAUGUCCAAUCUGUUUGAAGUGGGAGAGAUGGCAGUGAAUACCUCCAACGGAUUGGACAUCUAUGACCGUCAGUGGCAGCCAAUCCAUUCAUUUUGGGGCAUUUCACGUCAUUUCCUGUUGAUUGUCGGACAAGUGCAAUUCCUUUUGGGGCUUUUAUGGGUCACUUCCUGUUGAUUUUGGGGCAUUUUCAGGGUUACUUAACUCAUUAACUCCAAGCCAUUUUCACCGGAGCAAGGCCCUUCGCUCCCGGCUGUUUUACUGGAUUUUGACUGAUUUUGCAAGGCCCACAGAAAACAUGGAACCUAUCAAAGGAAAGAUUAGACUCUGUUCUUUCAGCGAAAAAAAAAAAGUUAGUUCAUAUCUUUUUCCAUUCUUUACAAAUCAGCAUCAGAAAAUAGCUUAGUUUAAGCAAUUUUCCAUUUUCUGAUGAAAAAACGGAGAAAUUGAGCUUUUUGUAAAAGCAUACAUUUCAAACCUAACUUUGACUUUAACACAGCUAUUUCUCGCUUUUUUGACACCCAAACAUCUGAAUAAUGUUUUCGUUCUACAAAAUAAGAUAAACAACAAGAAAAAUAGAGCUUUUGAUCGCAAAGUAACACUUUAUUUACACUAGAGAUGUCCCGAUCCGAUAUUUGGAUCGGAUCGGACGCCGAUAUGGGCAAAAAAUGCGCAUCGGUAUCGGAUUGGCCAACACGGAAAAAUUCCGAUCCAGUUUUUUUUAAAGUCUGGUCCGGGUUUUCCAUCGCACCGAUUUACAUAAUCCAUUCCAGUUUUUGCUUCUGUUUCCCUAAAAUCCGGUCCGCAUUUUACGGCACACCUUCAACACACUACAUUUACAUUACCGUCUCCCAAUUUACCGAGAGACCUAAUCCGUAAAAAUGUCAACUGUGUGGGAUCAUUUCACCUUAAAGGACGACAAAGACGAAGAGGCAGAGUGCAACAUUUACCACAAUAAAGUCAAGCGUGGUGGUAAAGCUGUAAGACGUUUUAAUACAACCAACCUCAUCAAGCAUUUAGCGAAAUACCGCCACAAACAAUAUGAGGAGUAUGUUAAGAAAACCGAAGACAAAAAGAAAAGUCUUACGCAACUAACACUGGCAGAAACUUUUGCUAUGCGUGACAAACUGGCACCCGACAGUCCUAAAGCCCAGGGAAUAACAAGAGUCAUUGCCGAAGAAUUCAUUCUGGAUGACGAGCCAUUAUCUCUCGCCCAGCACCAUGAAUUUGGUACGUCUCGUGUGCCGCCACAAGACUGCGCUGUUCCUCUGCACUGUGUGCACCUUUGCCGUGGUCCUGGUCUUCUUGGCCAAAUGUACCUCCGAAACCCUGAAGCAGGGUCACGCCGAUCCACCGGGUUUAGCCCCUCGCGCAAGCGCUUUAAACCCCCAUCCGGAGCAGCACGACCGAGCCGCUCCUCUCAAAGACGUGUCGGCGUUCCUCGUCGUCCUCAUCACCACGGGUCCAAAGUACACAGAGCGCAGGAGUAUCAUCCGCAGCACGUGGCUGUCCAAGCGGGACUCUGACACCCUAGCCAUGUUUGUCGUAGGAACCCUAGGAUUGUCCGACGAAGACCUUCAGAACCUGAACGUAGAACAAGGACGGCAUAAGGAUCUGCUACUACUCCCAGACUUGAAAGAUUCUUACGAGAACUUGACCGUGAAGCUGCUACACAUGUACUCAUGGCUGGACCGCAACGUACACUUCAAGUUCGUCCUCAAAGCGGACGACGACACGUUCGCCCGCUUGGAUCUACUUAAAGACGAGCUACGAGGUAAAGAACCUUCUCGAUUGUACUGGGGCUUCUUCUCGGGACGAGGCCGAGUCAAGACGGCGGGAAAGUGGCGGGAAGGUUCCUGGGAGCUUUGCGACUACUACCUCCCCUACGCGCUAGGCGGAGGCUACGUUCUGUCGUCGGAUUUGGUACGAUACGUGCGUCUGAACGCCGAAUACUUGAAAAUAUGGCAGAGCGAGGACGUGUCUUUGGGCGCCUGGUUAGCGCCGGUGGACGUCCGGCGGACGCACGACCCGCGGUUUGACACGGAGUAUAAAUCCCGAGGUUGCAACAAUAAGUACUUGGUGACGCACAAGCAAAGUCUGGAGGACAUGUUGGAGAAGCACCAAAUGCUACAGCGGGACGGGAGGUUGUGUAAGGAGGAAGUCAAGCUGCGGUUAUCGUACGUCUACGAUUGGAGCGUGCCGCCUUCGCAGUGCUGCCAAAGGAAGGAGGGCAUUCCUUAAUCUUGUCAAAUUGACGUCCAAGUCUUUGACUGAGGGUGGACCGAUAUAUCGGGCCGAUAUAGAGACAGCGAGAACCAAAAGUGGUAUUUGCCAUGUGGCAAAAUGGAUUUUGGCAUGUGGCAUUUUUUGGGUAUGUGCAUAGCCGUCAAUGGCAUAGCCUAACUUGGUUGCCAGUUGAAUAUCAAUGAGCUGUAAUGGUAAGUGGAUGGCCCAAAAUCAGCCUCAUGUUCUUCUGCCAUUUAAAAUGAAUGGAAAAUUUGGACGUGCAUAGCCGUCAAUCACAUAGCCUGAUUAAUGUGUCAGUGUAAUGUCAAUGAGCUGUAAUGGUAAGUGGAUGGCCAAAAAUCACAGCCACACGUUCUUCUGCCAUUUAAAAUGGAUGGAAAAUUUGGACGUGCAUGGCCGUCAAUGGCAUGGAUGUGCAUGGCCUGCAAAACUACCAUAUACCCCUCCAAAAAAUGUCAUAUACCAACCAAAAAAUGACAAACCAAAGUCAAUUUUGCCACAUACCAAAAAAAAAAAAAAACGGCUUAUGGCAAAAUCCAUUUUGCCACAUGGCAAUAAGCAAAAUCCAUUUUGCCACAUGGGAAAUAAAAUGCCACAUGGCAAAAUCCAUUUUGCCACAUGGCAAAUAAAAUGCCACAUGGCAAAAGCCAUUUUGCCACAUGGCAAAUAAAAUGCCAUAUGGCAAAUAAAAUACCACAUGGCAAAAAAACUGCCACGUGGCAAAAUCCAUUUUGCCACAUGGCAAGUAAAAUGCCACAUGGCAAAACCCAUUUUGCCACAUACCAAAAACAAACAAAAAAACGGCAUAUGGCAAAAUCCAUUUUGCCACAUGGCAAUAAGCAAAAUCCAUUUUGCCACAUGGCAAAUAAAA
Corythoichthys intestinalis (scribbled pipefish) is the source of this 4318-nucleotide messenger RNA. It is a transcript of the gene b3galt6, whose product is annotated as UDP-Gal:betaGal beta 1,3-galactosyltransferase polypeptide 6. The record is from RefSeq and is a predicted model, not a curated record. Gene Ontology annotation, molecular function: UDP-galactosyltransferase activity. Gene Ontology annotation, biological process: glycosaminoglycan biosynthetic process. The transcript is spliced from 2 exons. Gene Ontology annotation, cellular component: Golgi membrane. NCBI's taxonomy places the organism in Eukaryota, Metazoa, Chordata, Actinopteri, Syngnathiformes, Syngnathidae. Bases 2392 to 3441 code for a protein of 349 amino acids.